UGUGGAGGGGUGGGCAAAGAUCUCAUGUUAGAAGGCCAGGGGGAAGGAAGAAACCUCCCAGUUGAAAAUAGCAGCGAUGAUUAUUAUAGCGCAUAUGAAUCUGGAUUAGAAUUCUUAACGCACCUUCUGAAGAGGAAUCAGAUGACUCCUGUACUCCCCCCACAGGUGCUCGUGGUGCCGGCGCCGCGGACGGGAGCACUUUGGGGUCAAUUCAAGUCAUGCAAGUUGUAAGAAACGCGGGGUCUCGGUUUUUGCGGUCAUGGGUAUGGCCAUCGACAAGCAGGGUCGUAGCCCGGGCGCCGGGCGCCACAAUCCACGUGGACGCCCAGCAGCUGCAAGACGCGGCGGCCAAGCAGGAAGUUGAGAAGAAGGCGGCUCCGGAUCCGGCCCCGGCCCCCAGCCGCAGCAGCUUCAGCAUUUACCCCCCAGUCCCAGGACAGGCGAGCUCCCUGAGGUGGGCAGGGAAGACAUUUGAGGAGGUCCCAAUCGCGCACAUCAAGGCGUCGUACAACAACACACAGAUCCAGGUAGUCUCUGCCACUAACCAGCCCCUGGCCCGCACCUCCUGCGGCACAGAGGGGUUUCGGAACGCCAAGAAGGGCACGGGCAUCGCGGCACAGACAGCGGGCAUUGCGGCCGCGGCGAAAGCGACGGGGAAGGGCGUGACCCACGUCCGAGUGGUGGUGAAAGGCCUGGGGCCUGGGCGCUUGGCUGCCAUCAAGGGGCUGACCAUGGGGGGCCUGGAAGUGAUCUCCAUCACAGACAACACCCCCAUCCCGCACAACGGCUGCCGCCCCCGGAAGGCUCGGAGGCUGUGACGGGAGGAAGCCCCCACCCCCCAACCUCGUUGGAAGUACCCUGUCAGAGGUCUCUCCAGAGGGCGGCUCGUUGGAGGUCCUUCAGGCAGAGAGGGACAGCUGCGCCUCCUUACAUGGUGGUGUUUGUCUGACUUUUGACUGGAGACCGAUGUGCCCAGAAGCAAGGCCAUCCUCUCUUGGACACAAGGAGAGCCAGAGGGGUAGCUGGGGCCCGGACUCCCGCCAGUGAACGCUGCCCUGCUCUAAUGCAAUAAAAGAAUAUCUCUCCA
Molecule: messenger RNA, 1087 nt
Organism: Artibeus jamaicensis (Jamaican fruit-eating bat)
Lineage: Eukaryota; Metazoa; Chordata; Mammalia; Chiroptera; Phyllostomidae
Gene: MRPS11
Product: mitochondrial ribosomal protein S11
Exons: 6
Coding region: 219-818 (199 amino acids)
Biological process (GO): translation; ribosomal small subunit assembly; maturation of SSU-rRNA from tricistronic rRNA transcript (SSU-rRNA, 5.8S rRNA, LSU-rRNA)
Cellular component (GO): mitochondrial small ribosomal subunit; ribosome
Molecular function (GO): structural constituent of ribosome; mRNA 5'-UTR binding; small ribosomal subunit rRNA binding
Source: RefSeq, a predicted model, not a curated record